This is a messenger RNA of Ciona intestinalis (vase tunicate), 3391 nucleotides long. NCBI's taxonomy places the organism in Eukaryota, Metazoa, Chordata, Ascidiacea, Phlebobranchia, Cionidae. The record is from RefSeq and is a predicted model, not a curated record.
AACGUAUAUGCUUCACUGAAAGUUUUUUAAAAAUAUCGGGUAUUUCACGAUUAUUGAACUUAUUCUUUUAAACAAAAUAUGUGGUAAUUUUGCAACACAAAAUUUGGUGCGCCGUCGGAAAAACUUGCAGUUUCAUUCAGUAUAUGAGAGCGGUUACCCGAUUUUUGUGCCUUUACAGACUGCGUCGAUGGCUAUCAUAACAAUUAAGUAUUUGAUUUCGGAUACGUGGUGGCCAGGUGAGACAACUCGUGUUACCACAGGUGCGUUCUUCUUCUCGGUUUAUAAACCAUCACGCGAGAACCCGGUCAGUAAAAUUCCGCCUGUAAUGAAAACUUCAUUUGUGUUACAUUUUGAAAGCGGUUUGGAGUAAAUUACAAACUGGGAGUUCGUUGUGUGAAGUAUAUCACUCAAUCUAAAAUACGGAGCUCGUUUAAAUGCCUACUUUGUUUUCGCAGAGUAAGUGCCAUUUACGGUAUACCAGACAAAAAGUUUAGUUUCAGGUAGUUAUUUAAUUAUUAUUAAUUAAGUGCGUGAGUUUUGUACGAUACUUUUACCCAGCAUCAAUUUUACCAACUUUGCUACCAGGUUUAAAAAAAAUCGAAAAACUCCUAUGAAAUUCGAAAACACCAGGUACGCUUUGACGUUUGCACAGAUUUCAUUUGGUAGAAAGUUAGAAAUUAGAUGCUCGGUGGGGCGUGACGGGCAAAGCGAAGAAUGUUCAAUUAUUUCGCUGAGGUUUCGUCGUCGAGCCAGAGAUCGAGACAGAUCCGUUCACGUAAUCAGACUGAACCGACUCAACAAAUAACCGCUUUUUACGAUUUGAGUGUUUAGGCUAGCGCAACUCUUCUUGUACUGCUCGGUGUAUCAGGCUUACAAGUUUACAGUGAAGCUUAAGCGAAUAUAGUAUGGGUGGUAGAUACCAACAGCCUUGACAUGGAAUGGAAGAUUUUAGUCGUGUUUUUCCUGGCAAGCACAUUUUGGAACUGCCAAGGAAUACCAGCAGCCGCCAGUUUGUCACAUUUCUCAUUAAGGGGAUUAAGAGAUAUGGUCACAUUUCAAAGCAAAUGCGGGUCGUGUCCCAGGGGACGAAAAAGAAAGUUCUGCGGAAGCGACGGAACAACUUUUCCUAGCUUUUGUGAAGCAAAAAUGGCUCAAUGCAAUGACCCCCUGCUUGAAAUUAAACGUGGAAAAUGCAAGGGCAAAGACAUAUGUACGAAAGCGAGGACGCACGCAAUACUUUCCCCAUACAUUGACUACUUGCCAAUUUGUACACCCAACGGUAAAUACGCAUCACAUCAGUGCUACGAAAAACCUGCGUAUUGUAUAUGUGUCGACCCGGAAGGGAAAAUGGUUCUUGGUUCUGCGCAAAGACGUGCCCAAUUCGACUGCCCAGAAAUUGGCGGUCGUCGACUUUCUGGAAGGUCAGCAGAUAGCUGCACAGACGAAAAUCUAUUUGUAUUGAUGCAGAAGAUUGAGAACAUCGUGGUUCGUGAGCUACGGACUUUGAAGGAUACUCGUUGGUCACGUGCUCAGCGUCUCCACCGCGCACUUAACCACACUUUCAACAAAGUGGAUCUCAAUUCGAAUUCCCAAAUAAACUGGAAAGAACUACGUUCGCAUUUGGAGCUGAUGCACGCUGCCGAAUGCGUGACGCUAUUUGCCGACAGAUGCGACGAAAACUUAAACAACGAGAUUAACCUUACUGAAUGGAGCAAUUGUUUAUUUAAUUUGACCUUGGUGCCGAUUGAGCCACCACCGUCCAGGCCCACAGAGUUGGACAUACCAUUGUCAAGUGGUCGAGACCCACCAAGACUAAAUCCACCACCGAAUUCUCAAGUAGGACAGUGUUACCUCGUGUACCUGAACGACGGGUGUUCCAUUCCCUUCCAAACCAUGGUUACAUACGACAGAUGCUGUAACGGUUUGGGUUCGGGUUGGGGUGCAAGCUGCUUGUCAUGUGAUCUCGCUGAAAACCGGCGAAGGAACAUUUACAAAGAUGCAGAUUGCAGUGGUGCAAUUUCAAAUGAAUUAAAUUCACUCGUUUAUCAAUCUGUUAUUCGUGAAUACGCUCAAGCUGCUCCAUUACAAUCAUCAGUUACCGCAACGAGUCGUAUCAACAGCGCUCUCGUGUGGAAGCAUUCGCAACUGGACGUGAACGGGGACACCAUGGUUAACUCACGAGAGUUAAAAAUUUUCCGUCGUCGUCUGAGAUCAGUUCUCUCGAAACAAUGUUUUCAAUAUUUUGCUCGUCAUUGUGACGUAGAUCACAAUCAAAGAAUCGCACAAACAGAAUGGUUAACAUGCCUUACACCAGUAUUGCCAACUGCGCCUGCUGUUUCAAUCGGAAGUACUUCUACACAAACUUCAGAAUCUUCACAAAGAAGUUGCCAAAGUGAAAGACAGAAACGAUUACUUGAACGUAACAGCGCAAGUGACGUAUUUGUACCACGGUGUGAAGGCGAGUUAUUUAGUUUAGUCCAGUGUCACGCCAGUUCUGGAUAUUGUUGGUGUGUUGAAACAGAUACUGGCAAACCAAUCACUGGGACACCUAUACGAAACAGUAACACCACGCCUGAUUGUUCACGUCACGACACUACUGUAGCGCCACCUAGCCGAAGUCAUCCACCGCAGAGAAUUCCAGGUUGCAAAAAAACGUCAGCAUUUCUUGCUUCUCUUCGCACAGCAUUGACGACACGAUUAAGAGGAUCUCCUGGUUCUGGUUCGGAGUGGCCAGCAGUUGUGGAAUGGUUUUUCGAUCUACUAGAUAAAAACGAGGACGGCUUGUUAACCAAACGUGAAGCACGUUAUAUUAAAAAGAAGCUGAAGGGAAAGGUUACCCCGAAGAAAUGCUUACGUCGCCUUCCAAAAUAUUGUGACAGAGAUAAAAACAAAAAAGUUGGCAAAGCUGAAUUUUUUGAAUGCUUUCGCGUUACAACGGGAAGACCAACAAGAAUACCUUUAAAAGGCAGCAUAGCAGGUUAGAGCACAUAUACCCACUGUACAAAUGGAUCUUUAAAAGUGAUUUGUGGAAUCGGAAUACUUUUAUUGGUUACAUAACUUUUGUGGAAAACACCAUGCAUCGCUGAACACGUGGUUGACCAAUUCAUGAAAAUCAAAGUCCACUCCAAAGUAUAUAUUAAAAUGUAAAUACAGUUCACAUUUUGUGGCGCGUUUAUAUAUUGCAGUAUCAUGUCGCAUAAAAUCGUGUAUAUAUUUGAAUCUUUAAAUUGUAAUAGGCUAUACUUCGCUGGCUUAAUAUAAGCGAGUUCCGUAUAGAUUCGGUUUAAGUGUAUCGAUACACAAUUUGGUAAAUUUCGACAGCUAUUUAUUGUGUUGUUUAAUGUUUCUUUAAUGUUUUUUUUUUGUUGAAUAAAAUUGGCUUAAUAGUUGA